Molecule: messenger RNA, 2335 nt
Organism: Micropterus dolomieu (smallmouth bass)
Lineage: Eukaryota; Metazoa; Chordata; Actinopteri; Centrarchiformes; Centrarchidae
Product: rab5 GDP/GTP exchange factor-like
Exons: 11
Coding region: 159-1682 (507 amino acids)
Biological process (GO): vesicle-mediated transport
Cellular component (GO): cytosol; endocytic vesicle
Molecular function (GO): guanyl-nucleotide exchange factor activity; DNA binding; zinc ion binding
Source: RefSeq, a predicted model, not a curated record
AUCAGAGAAGAAGAAACAACUCAGACAAAAUGGCGGUGGGACAAAGCUAAGUGCUGUGCUAAUGUAAACAUUCACCAACUGUAGACUGCAGCUGGAGCGACGACAAGGUUACCCGAUAGCUUUUUGACAUCGCGAAUGAGAGUUCUCUUUGGUGAAGGAUGAUGAGCCAGCGGCGUGGGAUCCAUCUGGACCAAUCAGAACUGCUUUGCAAGAAAGGAUGUGGUUUUUAUGGCAACACUGGUUGGCAGGGCCUGUGCUCAAAGUGCUGGCGAGAGGAAAAUCAGCGAGAAAAGCAAAAACAGAUUCAAGAAGACUGGGCACUUGCUGAGAGGCUGCAGAGAGAGGAAGAGGAAGCUUAUGCAAGCAGACAUCAGAAGGCCCAGUCACAACCUAUCACACCCUUCAGCAAGUUCGAGGAAAGAAAAACCAAGGAAAAGUACAGCAAAGUCAACACAGUCACAAAGUUUUUUACUCCUUCCUCAAAAACACCACCCAAAAAAGCAGAUGCUGCUCCUUUUGACACGCAGUCCAGCCCGAGCCCCAGCUCCUCUACAACCCGACAUUCCUCUGUGGACAGUGACCAGGCAACACGAGAGUUCAUUGACUUUCUCAAGCCUCUGAAGCCUGGCAGGGAGAUCUUCAAACAGUGCCGGGCCUUCACUGAGAGCAUGGUCUACAAGCGGGAUAUGGGUGCAGAUGAGCUGUCAGAGUGUGUGCAGGACUUCUACCAGAACCUCUCAGAACGCCUCCAGACCCAGUUCAGAGGUUCGUCAGACCAUGUAGAGAGCAUUAUGGAUGAAGUUGAGAAGUACAUGAUGACUCGUCUCUACAAGGAGGUUUUCUGUCCUGAGACCACAGACGAUGAGAAGAAAGACCUGGCCAUUCAGAAGAGAAUUAGAUCCUUGCAUUGGGUCACGAUUGAGAUGCUGUGUGUUCCUGUAGAUGAGGAGAUCCCUGUGGUGUCUGAUAGUGUAGUCAAAGCCAUCACCGAUGUGAUUGAAAUGGAUUCGAAGCGCGUGCCCAAGGACAAGCUGGGGUGCAUCACUCGCUGCAGCAAGCACAUCUUCAACGCUAUCAAAGUCAGCAAGAAAGAGGCUGCGUCUGCGGAUGACUUCCUCCCCACGCUCAUCUACAUUGUGCUAAAAGCAAACCCUCCGCGACUGCAAUCUAACAUCCAGUAUAUCACCCGCUUCAGCAACCCCAGCAGACUCAUGACUGGAGAGGAUGGUUACUACUUCACUAAUCUGUGCUGUGCGGUGGCCUUCAUUGAGAAGCUGGAUGGCCAGUCUCUGAACCUAAGCUCUGAGGAGUUUGAGCUCUACAUGUCGGGCCAGGCAUCCCCUCACUGGCCACAGGCCACUGGGGCUUCCUCCUGCUCCUCAGGCAGCGCGGCUCUCAAUCAGGUCCACAAACGGCUGGACCUUCUUACAGGGCUCGGGGAAAGGCAGGAGAGGGUCAUGGAGAAGGCUCGCCAGCUGGAGAGCGACCUCAUCGACUGGACGGACGAAGUGGAACAAAAGCGGAGAGAUAUCCGGAAAGAAAGAGAUGUGCGUGGGUGCGGCGGCUGUGCAUGCAGGAAAGUGCGUGUGAAUGUUAAAAGACAAGGAUGUUUCCCCGUGAACACACUCCUAAUGCUGGUUGCUUUACUCGCACAGAAGAAUCGACAUAACAUAACUGAUUGAAUUUACUUUAAAGCACUUUUCUUCUGUUUAAAGCUCUUAAUUCAGAAAUACAUUAAUGAAGGAAGUAAUGGCUACAGUCAGUUGAAAGGAUAAUUGGUGACUAACAGUGUAGACGUAUUUCAACUGUGUCUUUGUGUUUGGCAGUCAUGUAGUGGAAGGAAAUGUUUUUGGAGAGUUGUAUGUUUGUUUCCCUUUGCUACGAUUUCCUUAUGUUGCUAUAUUUAAAUGUGCAGUUGCUGAGAAAAGACUUAAUGCAAACUUAAACAAUAGCUUGAAUAACUUCAUAUUGCACUGUAUGCAGAAGCCAUUUAUCAGGUAUUUUAAAGAAGUCUAAAACAUCUUUGUAACCUUAUAGGUUUGUUAUUGUAUCACUUGGGAGAAAGGAACUAAAUACUGUCUUUUAUUUAAAUGUAACUUAUUGUGGGCAGUAUUGGUUUAUUUGUAUCUUUGGGUGUAUGUGAAAAUGCAAUCGUGUGCAAGUUCCUAUCCAUCCUGUUGUUUCACAUGACUGUCAUGAAUUUGCAAGCUAGGAUAAAGUAAAGAGUUUGACCCACUGAGAAUUUAACUAUUUAUAUAGCUCUGUAUCAUAGUGGAGAAAUGAAAAGGAUGGUAAUAAAAGUAAAAGAAAUAAAAAAAAAUUUCUGGAGAUUGAU